Paracoccidioides brasiliensis Pb18 is the source of this 4233-nucleotide messenger RNA. RefSeq lists its product as uncharacterized. The transcript has 4 exons. The coding region runs from base 1 to 4233 and encodes 1410 amino acids. Gene Ontology annotation, cellular component: catalytic step 2 spliceosome. Gene Ontology annotation, biological process: mRNA splicing, via spliceosome. The record is from RefSeq and is a predicted model, not a curated record. Gene Ontology annotation, molecular function: helicase activity; mRNA binding.
AUGGCGUAUAGUUUUGAUCUUCGCCCGACAGUGAAUGAUCUCCAGGAGGACAACCGGUGGGUGAAUCUCGCCAGAUCCCACUGGCUGAAGUUGCCCAAAGCUCCGAAGGCAAAACCUGAAGUCAUAAAGAACGAUAUCUGGGAGGGUCUGGUAUCGGAGAAAUUUGCGCUUCGAUCUCUUCUGAUAUUAGAAAAUCUCCAUGUGCUGGAAAAGUUUCUAUGGCCAACAUACUCCGAAGACUCAUCCAAUUACCACGUCCUGCUAAUCGCUUUGAUCGCUGGAGUAAAGCAGAGGGAACACUUGCCAAUAUGGAAGCAUUUCACCGACAGGCCGACGGAUUUCUCAAACCUAUUCUGCCGUAUCCUUGCUAUGAAUCUCGAUACAACCUUACCAACAAACUCCAAGAUAUAUUUACUGUCGUUCGUAAUCAGCGCCUUCCAAUCGUUGGAGAAUGCGCUUAUUGUCAAGGAAUGUGCCCCCUUGGUGACAAUUGGCAUUUGGCACAACCUUCAUAAUGACGCUUCAAGGAACAAAUUACUCGAUCAAAUGGAAUCAUUGAAAAGGGGAUGGCGAAUGGCUGCGAAACGAUACGAGAAAGCCGAUGAUGCCGGAAAGGCAAGGCUUCGGUUCGAGCGUUCCUGGUUAUAUUCAAUGGUGCUUGAUUUCCUAAAUCGAAUCAACUUGAUUGAUAGCAGUGAUCUGGACAACGUGCGAUAUUGCGAAAGAUUCAUGGAAUUCCUCAUUGACCUGGACAGCCAGCUUCCCACAAGACGGUAUUUCAAUUCUGUCCUAAAGGAUCUCAACAUUCUCGCUGUCAUCCGCACGUCCAAGCUCUACAAUCAGGAAUCAAACGCACUCUUCCGCGAUUUUUAUACCCUUCUGAGGCACUUUAUCAAUUUUGCUGUAGACGAUCAGUCGGGUCACCACCAGCCUCCUCAAACAGUCUACGAUGUCCACUGUGGAGAGCUGGCUCACCUCCAGAGAACCGCCAUCAAACACUUCAAAGACAAGUUGACGAUCCUGGCGUUGUCGAACUAUGGUUCCAUCGAACAACGUUCUGAACUCGAGUCACAUUUGUCUUCCCUGACCGAUGAAGAAUUGAGAGCGCUUUGUUCUUAUCUUGGUUUUAGAACAACCUAUCCUAAGGAAGCUAAUAUUACACCGGAUCGCAAAUUAAUCCUCGAAAUCAUUCUCUCGGCUUUCGAGCGUCAUCGCUCAUUCCAAGAGUCCGCGUCGCAGCUGUCUGUCUUACCCACAGAAUCGAACCUUUAUGAUCCCGCUUUAAUCCGCAAUGAGUCCUACGACGGCUCUCGACCAUUAGCCAUCCCAAAGCUGAAUUUACAGUAUCUGAGCGUUGGCGAUUUUCUCUGGCGAUCUUUUCUGCUUUAUCGUUCGGAGUCCUUCUUUGAGAUCCGAAAGGACCUCGAAGCAGUAGUCAAACGGCUACAGCCACACCUCCAGAGAGACACUGCUACAGUCUCGUUUGGCGGGUUCUCUAAAAUGGCAAUUCCGAUCGCUAAGCCAGCUAUCAUCGAGGUUGCACCAGCAAAAGUCGGAUCAACCAAUCCUGCAUACGUUCGUGCUGAAAUUGGAUUGGACGUCAGUCGACUUGGGGAAAGUGUUAGGAGGGAAUGGGAUACUCUUCGGCCCGAUGAUGUUGUUUUCCUUCUCGCAAUCCAGCCCAAAAAAUCGAUAAAGAAGAUAUUUAGUAAUGGGCAGGAUCCAAAGAACGAAGUAAGUUUAUUACAUGUAAGAACGGCAGAAGUUGUACAGGUCCUCGAUGAGAACGGACGAUACUUGCGGGAGCCUCAAAGUGAUGGAACAAACGGAUAUCGACCACGACCGCGGAUGCGAAGGCUACUUGUAAACCUCGAUGCCGGAUCAUACAAGGCCGACAUGGAGAGCCUGGCAAAAGGGAAAUCGGACGUGUACACCUUCAUCAAUGUGAUUGUUAGGCGGAAGGCUAGAGAAAAUAAUUUCAAGCCAAUUCUUGAAACUAUGCGGAGCCUGACAGUUGCAGAUACAAAUCUUCCAUCAUGGCUACAGGAUGUUUUCCUAGGCUACGGAAAUCCAGCGGGCGCCAGAUACACAGAACUCAGCAAUAAGGUGAAAUCUGUCGAUUUUCGUGAUACUUUCUUGAACUGGGAGCAUCUUGUCGAAAGCUUCCCUGGACGGAGGAUUGAGCCAGCUGGUAACAAAUCUUCUAGCUUUGACCCACCCUAUGUUUUGGAAAUGUUUGAAGAUACCCCGAAAGCGACCACAUUGAACCCAUCAAAGAAGCGACGUCGAGAUCAGGUCGAAGUGACCGAGAACGCCUCGAAUUCGAUACGAGUUUCCUCAUAUCGGCCACCUAACCCCGGGCCCUACCCGGUUGAUGCGCCGAAACUGAACAAAAUACGAUUUACGCCGGCCCAAGUCGAAGCUGUUGUGUCUGGUACUCAGCCUGGCUUGACGAUUAUCGUCGGCCCUCCAGGAACAGGCAAGACGGACGUUUCAACUCAGAUCAUUAGCAACAUUUACCACAACUUUCCCUACGAGCGCACAUUGCUUAUCGCCCAUAGUAACCAGGCGCUAAAUCAACUUUUCCAAAAGAUUAUGGCCUUGGAUAUCGAUCAACGGCAUCUCUUACGGCUUGGUCGCGGAGAGGAGGAGUUAGAUACUGAGGCCAGUUAUAGCAAAUACGGCAGAGUGGAUACCUUCCUUGAGAAUCGGGCCACGUACCUUGCCGAAGUGGAUCGUCUCGCUGUUUCGAUCGGUGCGGAGGGUGCUCAUGGCAACUCGUGUGAAACCGCAGGCUAUUUCAAUACUGUGUAUAUUAAGCCAGCGUGGACUAAAUACUGGGACAAAGUUAGUUCCGAAGACUGUCCCCGCGAAACCAUUGUCGAUGCUUUCCCUUUCCAUUCCUUCUUCUCAAAUACCCCCAAACCCCUUUUCGACCCGAAUGCAUCCAAGGAAGAGGUGCUUGAUGUCAUUUACGGAUGUCAAAGGCAUCUGAAUAAAUUAUUUUCUGAGCUUGAAGACAUUCGUCCGUUUGAAAUACUGCGACUGCAACGUGAUAAAGCCAAUUACCUUCUGGUGAAAGAAGCACGAAUCAUCGCCAUGACAUCGACACAUGCCGCGAUGAGAAGGCAGGAGAUAGCCAGCCUCGGAUUUCACUAUGACAACGUCGUAAUGGAGGAGGCUGCCCAGGUCACUGAGAUCGAAAGUUUUAUACUUUGUGCGCUUCAAAAUACCAAGAACGGUGAACUGCCAUUGCAGCGUGUGGUGCUUUGCGGCGACCAUCUCCAAAACUCCCCUAUUAUCCAAAACAUGGCUUUCCGUCAGUAUGCCAACUUCGAGCAAACUCUUUUCUCACGCCUUGUAAGACUGGGCGUACCGACGAUAAAUCUUGAUCAACAGGGUCGAUCACGUCCGUCAAUUGCAGAGCUAUUCAAAUGGCGUUACGAGCGGUUAGGAAAUCUGCCAUCCGUGGAGGAGAAUGAGGAGUUUAAACUUGCCAAUCCCGGCUUCAAAUUUGAUUACCAGUUCGUCAAUGUUUCAGACUAUCAAGGAGUUGGUGAAAGGGAGCCUUCUCCCCAUUUCAUUCAAAAUCUUGGCGAGGCGGAGUACACGGUGGCUCUAUACCAGUAUAUGCGUCUACUAGGCUACCCUGCGUCGAAGAUAUCGAUCUUAACAACAUAUGCGGGACAAAGGGCAUUGAUAAGGGAUGUCCUGAGCCAUAGAUGUGCCAAGAACUCCCUAUUCGGCUUGCCCAAAAUUGUGACGACGGUGGAUAAAUAUCAAGGAGAGCAGAAUGACUACGUUCUCCUCUCCCUCACCCGCACACGGACAGUUGGCUACCUCCGCGAUGUCCGUCGUCUCACUGUUGCGCUCUCCCGAGCGCGACUAGGACUCUACAUCCUCGGCCGCCGCGAGGUGUUUGAAUCGUGCUUCGAGCUCAAACCGGCUUUUGACAUUCUUUUCGAGCGGCCCGAUAAGCUCAUACUUGUCCCCGGCGAGCUCUUUCCAACUUCCAGACCCCUUGAGGAUGACGUUACAGGCACCCCUAUGGAGGGCAUCGAGCAUUUGGGCCAGUACGUUUAUGAAAUGACGCAGGCGAAGAUCAAGACUUUAAUUGAGGAGGGGAGGGCGACAACUGCUCUCAUGGACGCUGGUGAGAUUAUGGUUACUCUUGAUGAAGAGGAGGAUGAGGAUGAGGAGCGUGAUUUGCAGCCAGAGAGUAUUCUGGAUUGA